Molecule: messenger RNA, 4775 nt
Organism: Ochlerotatus camptorhynchus
Lineage: Eukaryota; Metazoa; Arthropoda; Insecta; Diptera; Culicidae
Gene: Cep164
Product: centrosomal protein 164
Exons: 6
Coding region: 457-3909 (1150 amino acids)
Molecular function (GO): protein binding
Source: RefSeq, a predicted model, not a curated record
UAUGGCAACGGAACUCACUUCGUUUUUCUCACCCAUCCUUGUGAGUGGGGUGUGUGAAAGCUCGCCGAUCUUUCAUAAAUUCCUCAGCACUAGGCCAGACAGGGCACGCUUUUGGCACGUUCUAUCCUUUCAGUAGGUACCUGCCUACAGCUAGACAUUAAGAAAAAAGUUGGAGUGGAAAAAAGUGUAGAAAAUUUGUAUCAUUUCGGUCUUUUCCAGUUUGACCAGUGUACUUUAGUGAAAAUUGAUUUUGUGAAGAAAAUUUGUAGAAGUGGCAGGACUAUUCAGUUAGAAGAAAGGGGUUGUGGCUCUUGAGCAGAAAAAAAGAAGUUCGAUAUGGAGUGCAGUGAAGUGUGAGAAGCGAAAUUGACCCGAAAGUCGGCAAUCGAAGUUGAAGAGCUCGGGAAAAGUGUGAAAGUGACUGCGGAUCGUUCGAGGUCCUCUAGUAGGUGGAUUAUGUCUUCGCAUCCUGCAUACGACAGUGGCAACCCGGAGGAAGUUUUCUACUCAACCUAUGAACCGUCAAAGGAAGAAAUACUUGAGUAUGCAGUCAAGAUUGGCAUCGAUCCGGAGAAGGAAACCAACCUGAUUUAUCUCGCCCGACAGGGAUUGCUGCAUCCACUGCCGGAAAAUUGGAAACCCUGCUACAGCAAACAGGUCAAAGCGUACUACUACUACGACCGCUACACCCGAAAGUCCCAGUGGGAACAUCCGAUUGACGUCCUAUAUCGGCAAAAGGUGGUCGACGCUCGGAAGGCUCUGUCACUGGAUCGAUCGGACUCGACAUCUUUGGCCGACUCCGGUUUCCGUAGCUUGAAAUCGGCCGCCAGCAAUAAUAGCAACAACAGCAGUGGAAGUGGAAGUGCCGGCAGUGCCAGUGGAUGUGAGAAGUGUGAAAUCGAAUCACCGGCACCGGCUGCGGUUGUUGAGGAAGAAGCUGAUGGAAGCGACUGCGCUGCGGGCGCUAUCAGAAAGGAGUCCUAUGAACAGGAUCGGAUUUUUGGGAUCGUGGGAUCGGGAUCGGUGGAGUCCGACCGGGAGAAUAGUGUGAAGGAGGUUGAAAUUAAGAAGGAUCAGGCGGAAAAGGAUCCGAGUGUUGUAGUGGAAGAAGAGGACGAGAUCGAGGUGGGUGAAGAAGUUGGCAACGAGGAGGACGAAGAGGAAAGUGGAGAUUCGAAUAAGGAAAACAACAGUCAACGGUUGGAGUUGGCGGUUCCGGAGAGGAAGAUUGAUGAGGGUGGAGGAGCGAUGGCGCUGUCACCGAAAAUAUCGUUUAAUUUGGGUGCGAGCCUGAGGGAUCGAUCGGAGAACAGCUUGUCUCGCGGGUCUUUUCAGGGGUUCUCCAUUACCGGUACGGGGUCACAGUUUUUGAAAUCGAAUAAAAAACCAGAGUUUGACAGUUUGGAAUUUGGGAGGAAGGAGGAAGUGAAGGGAAUUUUAAGGGACUCAAGUCUGACGUAUAUUAAGAGCAAAGGAACACCGAAUGAGGAUUCCUCGGAUGAGAGGAAGAGUGUUCGGUUUGAUAUCGAUUUGAAUGCAGAGUUGAAAUCGAAUAAACUAGAAGCGGUGAGAGACGAUUCCUUGAUAAAUUUUGAGGAGAUUGCCGAGGGCUAUGAUAACGAUGCUGAAGAAGAAGCGGAGGAGGAAGAAGCAGUGGAAGGUUCGGAGAAGAAGUCUCCAAGCUCAACGGAGUCAUCCGAGGAAGAAUCGGUUGCGAGCGCAGUGAUAGACAGUAAGGCAGAGAUGGUUAAGGACGUGGGAAGAAGAUUUUCCGUUGAAAGGGUUAGUGAUGAUUCAAUAAGACAUCUAAAGGAUUCAAUUGCGGAUGAGAAGGCGCGAUAUAAGGCGAAACUGGAGGAGGAGCUGCAGAGUCUGAGAGUUUUGGAGGAAGCGAACAUACAGAAUGAGUUGACAAAGGAAAAGAACUGUUUCGAAGAAUUGUUGGCCAAAGAGAAGGACAAACUAAACGAUUCUCAUCAGAAGAAUAUUGAGGAGAUUAAAGAGUUCUAUCAGGUAAAACUUAAUGAGAUGAAGGCUGAUUAUGAGGAGGAAAAUGAAAAAGAGUAUCGGAUCUAUAGGGAAACGCUACAGGAAGAGUUCGACAGGAAGGUUAAAGAGGUUACUGAUGAGCAUAAAGCCACGAUGGCAACUCUUCAGAAGAAUCACGAUGAAAUUGUAGAAGAACUGGAGCGUGAUUUGAAAAUGGAAGAGGAGCUUCUCAAAAAAGAGCAUGCUACCAACCUGACGGAGAUGAAGAUUAAGAUGGCCCAUGAAUUGGAGGUCGAACGACAACGUAUGCGGGAAACUGGCGAAGACCGGUUGUACGAGAAGAUUCGCUGCGAGAAGCGACUGCUCGAAGACAAGUACAAAUGUUUGAAAGAGAAAUAUACUCGUCUGAAGACAGACGUUAGGAUUUCUCUCGAAAGGCGUAAGAAACGGCGUGAACAACAGCAGCAAAGUCUGCUCAGUAACAGUUACGAAACGGAUGAUCGCACCCACUCGAAGCCUACCUCUCAUUAUCCGUACGAAGCUAGGUCGAGCACCGCCGGACCUCCGUCUCUCAUGAUGAACUCGGAGAAAUCUUCAAUCAGCACUCCUCCUCCAUCGGCUGCUUCGAAGCGUUUCCCGGUCAAGAACAAUUAUCUAGCCGAGAACAAGAACAAACUACUUCACUACAAUGGUAACACCCAUAAACAACAGGUGGCUUCUUCCGCUCCAACUGAACCUCGCAAACCAUUUAUCCUGAAUAAUAACCGAGUACAGAACACCGAAGAUACAAGUCACAGCGAAACGACCUAUUCUAAGAACUACUUCCAGAUUCGUAGCAUCUUUGCUAACGUUCGUGACGACAAUUUCAGUUCGGAUUCCGAGUUUGACAAGAACCACGAUAAGAAUAGCGUUCCGAUGACUCGACAGAAGCGAAAGCUCUUCACGAAAACCAAAUCGGCAUCCACCUCGAAGCUGAACUCGUCCAAGCAUGACCGAGAGCGGCCUUGCACUCCGGUGGAAAAUCUACGAAUCCAGCUCAAGAAGCUUGAGGAACUGGAGGAUCAGAUUCCGGACUGUAACAUGGAUACGCCCUACCAUCUGCGGUACCCAUUUAGUGACCUGGCAAACAACGGUGGCAGUACGGAGCUUGACUUCUUCAAGCACCGUAUUUUGCUCGAACGGGACUCGGUAAUGCGGGCCAAGGAGUCACUGCGGGCACAGAAGAAUCUGUUCAAAUCGAAACAGCGGGACAUUUCGGUGAAGCACACGAUGAAGAACAAGCACACCGUGGAUCAGAUCUUCAAUGAGGAGAAAGAGCUAACGGAGAUGGAGGUGACAUUGCAUCGUACUCGUGCCCUCCUGGGCGAGAAGGUUAUUCGGUUGCGCCAUCUAGAGCGCUCGUUGCAAAAACUGUCGGAGAAGGAUCGUCCCACACUAACGGAGAGUAUCGAAAUCAAAAUGAAACCGAAGGAGGCGUUGAGUGAUCUGUCGUCUUACUCGAGUUCCGGUUUCAGCAGCACUGAUGUCCCCACGGAACAUGGCAACAUUCGACGGCCAUUCGCUGGGCACGAAUCGAACGAAACAUUCAAAUACCUGGAAAAUUUGCACAGUGAGAUUCAAGAUAUCUGGAAUAUUUUGAACCCCAAUCAUCAAGCAAGCGGAUACGAGGAGCUAGACUACCUGAAUAAUCCUUCGCAGCACUUUUGCGAUAUCGUGAUGUCCCCGAAGCCGGGAACCCUGGGCCUAGGAGGAAAUACGUCUUCUCAUCAGCAGGGACAGCAGCACCAAUAUCACCACCAGCAGCAGCAGCAGCACCAUCAGUAUACCGUAAAUCUGCUGGAGAAGACACGGGAUCUGAAGAAUUGGCUACGGCAAGCAAAAUCCGAACACGAGCUUCUGAAGAAGAAGUCCUUUGGGUAAGGUUUUAAAAUUUUGAACGGUAAUUUCAAUACUGUUGUGAUAGACUUCAAUUUUGAUUGAAGGUGUGCUUGUUUAUGUUAGGUAAGUUUUGUGCUGUUUCAAAUUAUGAUUUUAGCAUUUAUGGUUGAAUUUUUAUGUUGGGCGUGUACAAGUACCUGAGAAGAUCGUCCACGUCGACCAUGUCAUUAAGCAAUGCUUUGUUCUGCAACUCUAAGGUGGCCCCACUGUUUGCACAAAAAUCAUAUAUCGUAGUAUAUUGUAGUAUAUCCUUUCUCCUCAUACGAGUAAAAAAAACUUCUAUCGUCGUGUUAUCACAAACGACAAACCGACAUGACACUUCAUUCUGACUUAUGCCCGAAAAUCGUAAUCGGCCGAUUUAAAUGUGCAGGGAUUCGAACUGUCAAAACCACAGGAUUUAUUGAUCUAGAUAAAAAUAAUUUGUCGAGAAUAGAUCAGACACGAACCAAUUCAUAACUUUUGCAUGCGGGUUCAUGGCUUAGCUAAAUAUUUCCCGCAAACACGGAGCCAGAUGUCAGUAGUGUGCUUUGGUCAGAAUUUUUAUUGUUUUUGCUAUGCUCAUUCAUGUCGGUUUGUCGGUGGUGUUAUGAUGCAAACACACUGAUGAUAGCUUUAAGCGUCUUGUUGGCCUCUACUUAACCUUUGCGUUAUUGCUUUUAGGAAGCGGGUCAUCUCUGCUAGAAUAUGUUAGGGAAUAAGGAAGAAUGCUUCAGAAUGCUUUGUUCUGAACAUAGCAUAACGAUAGAUGUACCGAGUGAAAAGUAAUUCCUAUAGCCAUAAUUGGAACACAUAUAGAAGCGGUAGGUAGGUCAUUUGGCAUGAUGCAGUUUGACAUAAUGGUCAUCUGG